This is a messenger RNA of Cynoglossus semilaevis (tongue sole), 3557 nucleotides long. RefSeq names its product bone morphogenetic protein receptor type-1B-like. Bases 34 to 1221 code for a protein of 395 amino acids. Gene Ontology annotation, biological process: cellular response to growth factor stimulus; protein phosphorylation; cell surface receptor protein serine/threonine kinase signaling pathway. Gene Ontology annotation, molecular function: transmembrane receptor protein serine/threonine kinase activity; ATP binding. Lineage: Eukaryota; Metazoa; Chordata; Actinopteri; Pleuronectiformes; Cynoglossidae. Gene Ontology annotation, cellular component: signaling receptor complex; plasma membrane. The record is from RefSeq and is a predicted model, not a curated record. The transcript has 7 exons.
CAUCAUCAGUCAGGCUGAAUAAGAGUUUCACACAUGACUGUUUAUAUUUUUCCAGAUUAUGUUGACAGCAGUGUCCAGUACAUGGCGCUCUUCAUCUCCAUCACAGUCUGCACCAUCGUCCUCGGCCUCCUCCUUCUCUUUUUCUACGUCAGAUAUAAGCGCCAGGAUUCACAGCCACCAUACAGUAUCGAUCUGGAGCAGGAUGACACCUACAUCCCUGUUGGGGAGUCUCUGAAGGACCUUAUAGAGCACUCUCGAAGCACAGGGUCUGGCUCAGGUUCAGGUCUCCCUCUACUGGUGCAGCGAACCAUUGCCAAGCAGAUUCAGAUGGUGAAGCAGAUCGGCAAAGGGCGUUACGGAGAGGUGUGGAUGGGCAAAUGGAGAGAGGAGAGAGUGGCCGUCAAAGUCUUCUUCACCACGGAGGAGGAGAGUUGGUUCAGAGAGACUGAGAUUUAUCAGACCUUCCUGAUGAGACAUGACAACAUACUGGGAUUCAUAGCAGCUGACAUCAAAGGAACAGGCUCGUGGACUCAGCUGUACCUGAUCACAGACUACCAUGAGAACGGAUCCUUGUACGACUACCUCAAGUCCAACACCUUAGACAUCAAUUCCCUGUUGAAACUGGCCUACUCCGCUAUCUCGGGCCUGUGUCACCUUCACACUGAGAUCUGUGGCACGCAGGGCAAACCAGCCAUCGCCCACCGGGACCUGAAGAGUAAGAACAUCCUGGUAAAGAAGAACGGCUCCUGCUGUAUCGCAGACCUCGGCUUGGCUGUCAAGUUUAACAGUGACACAAACGAGGUGGACAUCCCUCCAAACCUUCGUGUGGGCACCAAACGCUACAUGCCUCCUGAAGUGUUGGACGAAAGCCUGAACAGGAAUUAUUUCCAGUCUUUUAUAAUGGCUGACAUGUACAGCUUUGGUCUCAUUGCUUGGGAGAUGGUGCGACGCUGCAUUUCUGGAGGUAUAGUAGAAGAGUAUCAGCUGCCCUACUAUGACCUGGUGCCCACUGAUCCUUCUUAUGAGGACAUGAGGGAAGUUGUCUGCAUUAAGAAACAAAGGCCGUCAUUUCCAAACCGCUGGAGCAGUGAUGAGUGUUUACGACAAAUGGGCAAACUCAUGUCCGAGUGCUGGGCCAACAACCCCGCCUCUCGCCUCACGGCCCUCAGGGUGAAGAAAACGCUGGCCAAGAUGUUGGAAUGUCAAGACAUCAAAAUGUGACAGGAAAUGAAGAAAGAUGUUGUCAUCACAUGGAGACCAGUCACUGCCACUGGCUCUACAGCGCUCACACUGGCCAAUGAGAAAAAGGGAGAAAAAAAAACACAAACUGGGAAUGAUGAGACAGGAAAUGGACAGGAAACGAGAAAUGGACAGAGCCAGAAAAAUGAGAUGUGAAAGACUGAUGAGGUCAAAGGAGGCGUGUCCUCCUGUGUUCAGGUUGUGCUUUCUGUGAAAGCUGAGUAUUUUUGGGUCCAGAGGACAGGGACCCACGGCAGGACAUGGGAACCAGAGGUCCCACUCUGAUCUGAUCGAUCUGGAGGAGUCUCCUGCUCUGUCCUUCAAAAGCCAUACAGCAGUAUUCACUGUGCGGUUGCCUUCGUGUGUGUGUGUGUCGUGUCUCAGACUCAGACACAGACACAGCAGACGGUCGUGACUGUCCGUCUGUCCAGACACACACAAGUCAAAGAUGAUUUUUUUUUUUUUUUACAGAAAGUUUUUACACUUCACCGCAGACAGAAAGACACUUUAAUUCAAAUGUUCUUUCAGUUUUGGGAAAAGAAGUCAGAUGUUAACAGGUAAAUGUUCAGGUCUUUGGUUCAACAGAAGAUUCAACAGGUUUUCAUUUAAAAAAAAGAAAAGAAAAUUCAUAACACACGUCUUAGAACUUUUGGACUUACCAACCACAGGUCAACCUGUUGUCCAGGGGAAUGUCUUCUACUUGUACGAUCUUCCCACACGUCCUCGUCGUAGUCACAGGUACGGGUACACACAUCGCAGUAUUUGUUGCGUUUGAAGAAGUGUACCAACUUUUCUGGAAAAAAGCAGUUUAAAGUACAUGUCCAGUGACAUAUUAUUAUUAUUAUACAGAGUUGGACUACAUUAUUAGAGACUGGUUAUAUUUAUAUUAGGUGAUAUUUGUAUUUGAAGUAUUGACGACGAUCCAUUUGUGAAAGGUUUUCUUUCUUCAAGCCUCGGAGUUCUUCCGCGUUCUUCAUCACCUCCUCUUCGUUUUACUCCAUUUGUACAUAGUUUUGCUGGAAUAUAUUAUUAAGUAUUGUAUUUUGGUGUGUUUUUUUUUUUUGGUGAUUUCCAUGUACAGAAUACGCCCGGUCCACUCCACAACCACCAACGGCACGUGCCUUAUUUAAUCUGUACAUAAGUGAUGAGGAGGGUGAAGAGUGGGGCGUGGACCACAUUCCCUAAUAAAACAACUGUGUCGGUGAAGUCAUGCACAGAAACACAGACAGAAAAAAAAAGAUCUUCUUCGUUUGUUGUUUUUUUCUUUUUUUCCCCAAUGUUGCAUAUAAAUAUAAUUUAUUAUUAGUUUUAAAAAUUCUUUCUUACACUUUUUACAGUAGCACGACAGGUGAGAUGCAAGCGGCGGCUGGAGGACCAGGUGAGUGCUGGAGAAGAAAAAAAAAACGGGUGACAUUCUCACUGUACAACACCGUGAAUCAUGAGGCCCCGCGUCGACGGGAGGAGGAGCAGAUGCAAAAGGUCCAACCACGGACAAGAGUUCACGAUUGUUUCCAAAAGGGUGCAACGGUUUGCAUAGACGGCCCGAACCAAACAACUGCCAACGUGAUAACAAAAAAAAAAAGAGUCGAUUUAGAACACACUCCAACAGUCACAGCUGCUGCUGGAUCAUUUACAGCCAUCGCUAAUAUAUAUAUUCAUACAUAUAUAUUUGAAGCACAGACUCGGUGUCGUCGUAUACAAAGUGAAUGGCUUCUGUCUUUAAUGAACAAGCAGAGAAAUCGGACUUCGGACGAAUGCAGGAGUUCAGUUUUGGAGACACAGGAAGUGUCUGCUCGUGAUGAGUGAUACUGGACAUUUAGAUGACCGUGUAUUAAAUUUAGUCCUAGAAAAUGUGUCCUUUCCUUUUUUUCUUUUUUUUUGGUACAAAGCAGUUGAAUUCUGAUGCAUUGGUCCUAGAAAAAUAUACAUAUUUGAUCCUGCGCUGUUCCCUCACGUUUCUUUCUCAACUUACAAAACGCCAUCAAGAGGAACGUCACAUCACAUCGACCGCCCUGUGUUGAUCAACUGGUGGAGUUUAACGAAAUUAUACCAAAGUUAAAUGUAAAAAAAAAUAACUUAUUUAAAAACAUUUCAACGACUCGUGACUAAAGAUAAAAUCAUCAUUAAAAAUCAAACAUUAGUUAAAACAGCAAGACUAAAAUGGUUCCACCGUUCGUUCUUCUGGAUGAGCCGUUACCGCAACAGUCCACCAGAGGGUAGUAAAAACCAAGUCAACCGAAAAGUAAAAAUGUGAGGACACAACAAAGUAAAUUUCCCUAACAGAUAUAAAUUACAAAAAAAAAAAAGAAAAAGAAAAA